Messenger RNA from Bemisia tabaci, 5689 nucleotides. The record is from RefSeq and is a predicted model, not a curated record. NCBI's taxonomy places the organism in Eukaryota, Metazoa, Arthropoda, Insecta, Hemiptera, Aleyrodidae.
GUUCCAAGCAUGGCUUUCAGAGGUAACUGAUCCUGAAUGCAAGAUAGAGUUGUCAGCUUUUCUGUUUCCUUUAUUAUGCCAUCUGUAUAUUGAUUCACUAAGAAAUGGAGCAACUGAUGCAAAUUCAAGCAUGUUUAAGAAGCAUGAGACUGUCUUGAAAUCAUUCAAAGAAAAUGAAGAAUUGUUAGGAGCCUUAAAGGAGUUAACAUCAAUUCAAGAUAUUGAUAAUAGUACUGUCAUUAACACAUUCAGAUCUUGCAAGUAUGAAAUCAAACUGUCACCUAAAUCAUUAAAUAUUUUGCGAAAAUACCUAACAAACCAUGGCCAUGUGGUUCUUUUACAGGUAAUACAGAUGUGGUUUGAUAUCAAAACAAUUCCAGACAAAGUUCUCAGGCCUGAAUGUGAAGAAGAAAUAUCCAGUGCCUCCUCCUUGGAAACUAAUUUUAUCUAUGACUUGGCAGGAUUUUCAAAUGAAGAUAAAGAAAUGACUGAUCUUUUGGACACAAUAAAAGCAUUCAGUGAUGGGCCUCCUGUUCCUCAACCUAUGCUGUUAUACUCCAUUAAUAAUGCAAACGAAUUAAUUUACCGCGCCAAAGUUUCAAAUUCAGUCAAUUUGUUGGCAGCAGGUUGUGCAGACUCCAGCAUUCGCUUAUGGAGCCUAAAUCAAACAAAUUUUUCCAAAAAUCGUUCCCGGAGUGUUUCUAAGGCAAUGUUAUGCAGUGAUAAUAGUAUUAAUAGCUUUCCUGAAAAAAUAAAACCAUGGCUCAAAUGUAAUGGUAAUCUCAAUAAUUGCUAUUUCUCCUCUUUACAUGGACAUCAUGGUGCUGUAACAGAUGUAGCUUUCGUGCCGAACACAGAGUUACUUGUCUCUACAUCAUGGGAUUCAACAAUGAGAGCUUGGCAUUUGUCUGACUUCUCCUGUGCUGCAAAAUACAUUGGACAUAAUUACCCUGUUUGGAGUCUUGACACUAGCCCAUUAGGUUUCUAUGUAGCCACAGGUUCUGCUGAUAACACCGUGCGACUCUGGACACUAGAUAGGACUUAUCCAAUUCGGAUUUUUGCAGGUCACACCCAAAAUGUCUAUAGUGUCGCGUUCCAUCCAAAUGGAAGUUAUCUUGCCUCUGGAUCUUGUGAUAAAUCCAUUAGACUAUGGUCUGUUGUUGAUGGCAGUAUGGUGAGAGUUUUUAGCAGUGGAUCAGAAGUCCGAACUCUUGCAUUCAGUCCAAAUGGACAGCUCCUUGCCUCAGGAGGCGAUAGUAAACGUAUUCAAAUCUGGGAUCUAUCAACUGGUCUUGUGGUCUGUACUAUCGAAGCUCAUUUUGGUAUUAUAUCAUCCAUAGCUUGGAAUUUGGAUGGAGAAAUCCUUGCAGCAGGCUCACUUGAUGGAAAUGUCACUUUGUGGCAUGUUCAACUCAAGAACGAGAUAGCCGUUGAACAUUUGGCAACAUUCAGCACCAACUGUGAGUCCGUUACAUCUCUUCAGUAUGCAAUGAAAAAUAUUUGUGUGUGCAUCGGAUCUAGUAAAGAAACAGAAUAAACUACUUGAUUCGUAAGUUUCGUGUAGCAGACUGCCUCUGCAAAAUAAAUAGUUCCUUCUCUCUCACAGUCCGUUGCCUAUAACUCAAAAAUGGCAAAAACUCUGCACUUUUUGAUCUAAGUAUGCCGCUUUUAGGGCUCAUUGGCGAUGUCCACAUGAGUGAUUUCAGAGGGGGAAAAACUCUAAGACCCGCGACUGGAGCAAGAUGGCGGCCUUUAAAGUCCAUCAUUUUCGUUUUUUUCAAAGCGCUGUCCCUUGAUCGCUGUUGAGCCAAUUUUGAUCAACUUUCUUUCAACGAAAGGUAUUUUCCAGGAGCGUACGUUUGUUCCUUACCAAUUUUUUCUGUAAGACUCAAAGGUUUUUUUUUAAAUUGGGAAAAGCUGAAAAAUUUCAAGUUUUCGGAAAUGAUGAGGUCGAAUAAGAUUUUGACUGCUUUAAAAUGGAUAUUUUUCCUCAUCUGACGGAGACGUAGAAUUGUCUGACCUUUAAUUUGAUACUGUAAGCAUUUUUGUGAGAUAAUAAAUUAACUCGUGAGAGCAACUUAAGUGUUGCACAACUCGUUUCAGCGCCCAAGAUGGCCAACUGAACCGUUCUAUGCAUUAUAUUUCGGUCGCUGUGCAAUCGAUUUUGAUCAAAUUUUUUUUUCUACGCAAAUACACACGAGGAGAAUCAGCUCCUCAAAUAGUUUUGGCGUCAACUACACAAUUUUUCCAAAUUUUUAAGAGAAAAAUUUUUUCAAAUGUUCGAAAAUUUUGUAGAUCGAUAAUGUUUUACAGGCAAAUAAUUAUGAGUGUUCCGUUACUAAAAGUAAAUGUAGACUUGUUUUAGGUAUAAUUUAAUACCAUAACAAAAUUUGUAUGGUGAGAAACUAACCCACAAGAGCAAUCUAAGUGAAAUGCGACGGUGCGUGUCACACAGCGCGUGAUCCGUGUGGGGUCGUUGAUGCCUUCCACUUCCCUGUCAUUUGGUUACCACUAGAUCCAUUUCGAUCAGUUCUUCCUAUGAAGCUUGAAGAAACUGAAAUCAAAGCUCUGCCUCAUUGAACGGAUUUGAAACACUUUACCUAAGCUGUUUAAUUUGAUACCAUCAUCACUCCUGCAUGACCAAAAUUAGACCUGUGACGAAAUUUCAUUUUAUUCUUAAAGCUGACCGCAUUAAUAUAGAACAUCACAGUGGAACAAAAAUAAAUUACACAAAUUUCCAUGAGACGAGAUAAAGUGAUUCUCAUGUAUAUUGAAGCCUGGAGUUUGAAAAUUACCUCGAUUUUUUUCAAUCACCUCCUAAUUUUCCCGGGAAAUCGAGCAAAGCUAAAAAAAUGUAUAAAAAUAAAUUGCAUGCAUUAUAUAAAUAUGUCUAAUUUGCUCGUUUUCCUGGAAAAAAGUGGCUUUCCCGAAAACUGAGAGGUGUUAGGUGGGUGUUUUCAACGAAGGUUCUAAUUUCAGGUCCAACUUCCCCCCAAAAUUGUAUUAUAUAUUUUGGGGUGAACCAAACUUAACCUUGACCCAUAUAAGAUGUAAAAUUAGGAACUAUAGCAUGGAAAGCUUAAUAGUUAUGUUAAAACCUGAAAUUUGACCGUAAAAUGUAUCAUUGCAAGAAAUUUGCUCUAAUUUUACCUGUGUUUCCGAAUCUUUGUCUCAGAGGUGGUGUAUACUACUUUUUAUUUUAAAUUGACGGAACUGUUCAUAAGAGCGUCCUCGAGCACUAAUUACAGCAUACAUAAUUGAAAAAAUUUAACCCUAAUAAAUCUUGCAGAAAUGCUAAAUACACAGGAAACCGUGUAUUGCACCCCUACUAAAAUUAAUUUUCUUUUCCGAAUACCUAGGUAUUUCCAGUCCAGUUUCAUUGAAAUCGAUUGAUUCCUCACCAAGACGGCAUUUUUAGCCGUGUCUGUCAUCUUAGAUUUUCGAAUUUUGGCAAUUUGACUGAAAAUUCAAGUUUCCCAUCAGGAAGUACAUGUAGAUGCCAAGUUUCACUUAAAUCGAUUGAUCAGGUGCCAAUAUAGUAUUUUAAGCCCUGUCCGCUAUCUUGGCUUUUCGCAUUUGGGACUGAUAAUUCGAGUUCCCCAUCAAAAAGUACUCGUAGAUGCCAAGUUUCACUUGAAUCGAUUGAUUAGGUGCCAAUAUUGUAUUUUAAGCCCCGUCCGCUAUCUUGGCUUUUCCCAUUUGGACAUUUGACUGAAAAUUCGAGUUUCCCAUCAAAAAGUACUUGUAGAUACCAAGUUUCACUUAAAUUAAUUGAUUAGGUGCCGAUAUAGCAUUUUAGGCCACAUCCGCCAUCUUGGAUUUUCGAAUUUUGGAAAAUUCAAGUUCUCCAUUAAAAAAUACCAUCAGACUCAAGAUUUCACUUAUAUCUGUUGAAUAGAGCACCUACAGGGCUUAGACAAGCAAGUCUCAAUUUUACCAGUAAAUGAGUUGUCAAUUGUUGCCGAAUGGAAACAUAGGACCAAAAGGAACAGGAAAGAGUAGAAAGAAGUUGUUUUAGAAGCUUACCUUUAAAAGUAAAACCAAUGUUGGUGUUUUUUUUCACGGAAUUCGUAGUAGCACAUCCUAGAGUAUUGGAAUAAGAUAAGUUUUUCCAAAACUCACACUUUGAAAGUAUUUUACGAGCUGAUAUUAGUGUGUGCGCGCGCAUGAGGGUGAGGGUGUGUGGGUGUGUGUGAGUGUGGGUGUGUGUGUUUGUGUGUGUGUGUGUUAGGGUGUGUGUGAGUGUGGGUGUGUGUGGGUGUGUGUGUUUGUGUGUGUGUGUGUUAGGGUGUGUGUGUGUAUGCUUGACGCCCUAUUAGUUUCAGUGUAUCACAUUUUGUUUAGCAUCCUGAAUGGCGUGUAUUAUGCACAAAAAUUUGCGAUUUUCACUAUUUUUGCCAUCUUCAAUGUGUGAACUAGUCAAUUGAAACAGAAAAGGUCGUAUUUGGAAAAAUUUCAACGUUAUGGUAAUUAUUUAGAGCUUGUUACAUCGUUGUCAUGUCUCUCCUGACUGUUAUGGACUGUUGCUGGCCAUAAUGAUUCUAGCAAAAAAUUAUCGAUGAAGUAACAAAAAUUAAACCUAUUUUUUCCUCCAAUCUAAAGGUAUUACCUUCCAUUUCCAAUGAAGUUUUCCCAAGUAAUCACUCUAGUUGUGCUGCAAUAUCUGUUUAAAGUCCAGAAUCAGGUAUGGGAGACACGCAAAUUUGAGAUAAAUUAGGGUAAUUUGCACAUUGAAUAUUCUGUCAGAGUCUACAAGAACAUCGUUUGGCUGGUGUCAACGUUUGCCGUAGAGACUAAAGCUGGAACAAAGCGCAUCAAACAACAACUUCGCAUUGUUGAGAUGAAAGUCCUAAGAAAGAUUGCGAGUUUUACACUUUGCGAUUGGCAAACCAGUGAGUCCAUCAGGAAUGCUCUUGGGGUGCAAGACGUAGCUGAGUGGACCAGUGUGAGGAGAAGGAUGUGGUUGGAGCAAGUUGACCGAAUGGUUGAAGAGGGACUAGCGAAAAUAUCUAUGAUAGGACAACCCUUAGGGAAAAGAUUACCUGGACGACCGCCCAAAAGAUGGGCUUAAAGCUGGCUCUUUUCUCCUGAGGACGAUUGAAGAUUUUAUGCUGUUUUUAUUGAUUUGAAGAGUCCUUUAUUUGUAGUGAUUUCUAGAUUUUUAAUAUUUAUAUAGUUUGUGCUCGAUACUGGAUGACCUGACAAAUAGGACUAUGCCCUAGUCGUCCAGGGAAGAAGAAGGAGAAGAAGAUGAUGAAGAAGAAGAAUAUUCUGCUUAAUUUUUAUUUCAGUCGUAAUAAUGUAGAAAAUAGUGUGUGUUAGUCGGCACUAGUAUAGUGAAUGAGAGAAAUAUGUGAUUUAACCAUUGUUGUCAUAUCAUAGCAAUGACAACAACUGGGGACACUCAAUUAGGAAAGCAUUCAGGUAGGUAUCCUGAGGGCACCACCAAUGAGUCUUGAAAGCGGCAUAUUCCAAGCAAAAAGUGCAGUGUUUUUUUGUGUAGAGAAUGGACUAUUAAAUGGAUUGACUUAAGUAUUACUGUUCAAGGUCCGAGGGAUCACCUGUGUUCCCAAAAUUCCAUUACGAAGAACACAUGAAUUUACUGUCCCUGAAGUACCAAAAAUGUCACUUUAAUUGUUUACAAAAAGUUUUCAUUAUCAAUAAAGAAUUAAACUUGUUCAACUCAUAA